Pseudoliparis swirei is the source of this 2435-nucleotide messenger RNA. Its product is annotated as ATP-binding cassette sub-family F member 2-like. The record is from RefSeq and is a predicted model, not a curated record. Gene Ontology annotation, molecular function: ATP binding; ATP hydrolysis activity. NCBI's taxonomy places the organism in Eukaryota, Metazoa, Chordata, Actinopteri, Perciformes, Liparidae. The transcript has 15 exons. The coding region runs from base 116 to 1951 and encodes 611 amino acids.
CCAUAUAUGGUUCGUCUGGGGUUUGGCGUCUAGCUACAUCCACCCGGCAAAAUUGGACAAGAGACAUCGGUGUGCUCCCGCAGAACAGUUAUAUAAAAUCAAGCCUUUCACAACCAUGCCAUCCGACUUAGCCAAGAAGAAGGCAGCAAAGAAGAAGGAGGCUGCCAAAAAUCGCCAGCGUACCAAGAAAACUGAUGAGGAUGAGGAGGGUGACCAGCCAGAGACUCAGCUUAAUGUAGCACAGAGCAAUGGUAUUGUCCAUUUGACAAAGGAGCUGGAUGAAUUUGAACUGGCGAAGACUGAGGCACGGGCAGUGACCGGUGUUCUGUCCUCCCACCCGAACAGCACGGAUGUCCACGUAACCAGCCUGUCGCUUACCUUCCAUGGCCAAGAGCUGCUUGCAGACACAAGCCUGGAGCUCAACUCGGGCAGACGCUAUGGUCUCAUUGGCCUUAAUGGCACAGGGAAAUCCAUGCUGUUGUCAGCCAUCGGGCAUCGUGAGGUCCCCAUUCCAGAGCACAUCGAUAUUUACCACUUGUCCCGAGAGAUGGCCCCCAGCGAGAAGACCGCUCUGUAUUGUGUCAUGGAGGUGGAUGAACAGAGGAUAAUGCUCGAGAAGGAAGCGGAGAGACUGGCCCAUGAGGACUCCGAGUGUGAGAAGCUGUUGGAGCUGUAUGAGCGUCUGGAGGAGCUGGAUGCUGACAAGGCAGAGGUGCGAGCUUCCCGUCUUCUCCACGGCUUGGGUUUUACCCCUGCUAUGCAGCGGAAGAAACUCAAGGACUUCAGUGGAGGAUGGAGGAUGCGCGUCGCUCUGGCCAGAGCCCUGUUCAUCAAGCCCUUCAUGUUGUUACUGGAUGAGCCCACUAACCACUUGGAUCUGGAUGCUUGUGUGUGGCUGGAGGAGGAGCUCAGUCAGUUCAAGCGGAUCCUUGUGCUUGUCUCACAUUCUCAAGACUUCUUGAAUGGUGUGUGCACCAACAUCAUCCACCUGAAUUUGAAAAAACUGAAAAACUACACGGGUAACUAUGACCAGUAUGUGAAGACCAGAGAGGAGCUGGAGGAGAACCAAAUGAAGCGUUUCAACUGGGAACAGGACCAGAUUACACACAUGAAGAAUUACAUUGCCAGGUUUGGUCACGGCUCUGCAAAGCUCGCCCGACAGGCACAGAGCAAAGAGAAGACGCUGCAGAAGAUGGUGGCCUCAGGCUUGACUGAAAAAGUUGAGAGUGACAAGACUCUGUCAUUUUCAUUUCAUCCCUGUGGGAAGAUUCCUCCUCCUGUUAUCAUGGUUCAGAACGUGAGCUUCAAGUACAGCGACGACACACCGCACAUAUAUAAAAACCUGGAGUUUGGCAUCGACUUGGACACACGAGUGGCUCUGGUGGGGCCCAACGGAGCAGGGAAGUCCACACUGCUGAAGCUGCUGAUGGGAGAGCUGCUACCCACCGAUGGCAUGAUCCGCAAACAUUCUCACGUCAAGAUCGGCAGAUAUCACCAGCAUCUGACGGAGCAGCUGGAACUGGACCUGUCUCCUCUGGAGUACAUGAUGAAGUGUUACCCCAACAUCAAAGAAAAGGAGGAUAUGAGGAAGAUCAUCGGUCGCUACGGGCUGACGGGAAAACAGCAGGUCAGUCCGAUCAGGAACUUGUCCGACGGUCAAAAGUGCCGGGUGUGUUUUGCCUGGCUGGCUUGGCAGAACCCUCACUUGUUGUUCCUCGACGAGCCGACCAAUCACUUGGAUAUCGAGACCAUCGACGCGCUGGGAGACGCCAUCAAUGAGUUUGAAGGGGGCACGAUUCUAGUUAGCCACGACUUCAGGCUAAUCCAACGGGUGGCUCAGGAGAUCUGGGUAUGCGAGCAUCAGACCAUCACAAAGUGGAAUCAUGACAUCCUGGCAUACAAGGAGCAUUUGAAGAAAAAGCUGGAGAAGGCGAAGGUGCAUGGCAUCUAAAUAACCGACGACCCUGAGCCACUCCUUUAUCUUGUAUCAUGGAUUUGACCGUCAAGCUCCUGAGGCGAUGAACCGGCUUUGCAUUGCAGGAAAUGUCAUUACUCAAACUGAAACCAUCUCUUAUUGGACAGUUUGUACAUGUUGUACUGUAUUUCCAUUUCAAUUUAACAGUGCCACACUCUCAAUUCUCCCCCUGCCCCUCCCUCUUUCUUUUCACCUCAGACUGCACUCUGAUUGGCUGACUUCACCUGAAGCAUCUCAGUGUAUUUUGGAUGCAUUCCAUUGUGCUGUCUUCAUAGAAAAGUUUUAUUUUUUCUUAAUGUUCUGUUUUAGCCCAUCACAUAUGCAGCAGCUUUUAGGUCAUUUUAUGAUAUUUAAAAGUUGUCUUUUGUUUCUGUGUACAAGAGCAGUUCUUAAACAGUUCCUUAUUUAACAAUGUAAUGCAAUAAAGGUUUGUCUGAAUAAACGGAACAUAAAAACAGCA